Messenger RNA from Manis javanica (Malayan pangolin), 4987 nucleotides. Lineage: Eukaryota; Metazoa; Chordata; Mammalia; Pholidota; Manidae. The record is from RefSeq and is a predicted model, not a curated record.
GCCCCGGAGGGAGGGUUCAGGCCUCCAUCCCUGGAGGGUGGCUUCCGAGGGCUUGUCCUCUCCCAGCAGGAGGGUUCUGACACACAGCGACCACACAAGUGGGUGGGGGCUUCGUGUGGUGACGGAAAGCCCAGUGGAGGGGCGCCUCCUGGUGCCUGCCCCCAGCUGCCCCAACCGGAGAGAAGGGCUGUGCCCGCCGGGGCAGCCCAGACUCCCUGCUAGCCCCCUGGGCCCCAGGCACCCACAUUCCCUGGGGCAGCUGCGGGGCAGCAGCACAGAGGGGCUGCACCUCCUCCUGCUGAGUCCUAGGGCACUGCGUGAGAUGUCCCACCCCUGAGCCCUCCUUGGGCCCUGGCCCUGGGCCAGAGCCAGCACUUUCUCCAACAGCUGCCCUUCCCCCAUGCCUGUGGCCCCCAAGCUGAUAGCUACCCUUUUGUAAAACAAGGCUCUAGUAGCUACCUUCCUGGGUCUCAUAUGUAUUUUGCAGGGGAAGAGGGGACAUUUCUGUUCCUCAUCCUGGGUCAGAGUUCAGCCUGGGGGCGACAGACACGAUGUGAGUCAGAGGGAGGUGCAGCCCAGCGAGCGCCCAGGAUGGCACUGCCAGCUGGAAAAGAACUGGGGCUCCAGGCCAGCCUCUCGGACUGACUGAGAGAGGAUGUUCGUUGGAGAAGGACUCUCCCCUGUUCUGGGGCAAUUGCUUCUCUGGAAAGGGACCCUCAGUUCCAUUCUGGCCUCUCCCCUUGGCCCCUGUCCCCCAACCCAGCACAGCUGUACUGGCUCUGACCGUGUACCCCAGGCAAGGUGCCACCUCCCGGGGACCAAGUGAAAGCCCUGGCCGUCUGUACUUCUGGGGCCUGAAACGUGACCUGAGGGUCACUCCCAGAUGUCCAAUGUCCACCACUCACCCCACAAAGCUUUCCCCAGGGCCCCCUUUGGGACUGUCCCACCUAUCCACUGGUCCCUCAGGAAAGGUCUCCAUACGCACCCCAUCCUGGGCUGGCAAUGCUUUAGAGGAGGUGGAGGAGGCAGAGAAUGAGAGAAUGGGGCUGGGUGGAGGCGUGGACCACUGAGGGGUCCCCCGGGAGUGCACCCUCUCAUGGAAGAAGUGGCAACUCCCCAGGCUGCUCUGGGGUGCAGGCUGGCCAUCUGAGGAACAGCUUCUGGCCAGGAGGCUGCAUCGCUGUGGUCCAGAACUUCCCGGCUUACUCUCUGCUGGCCCAACUCCAUGUGGCCUCCCUGCCAGCUCCACGAGGAGCUCUGGUGCCCUUCCAGUGCCAAGCCCUGCUGGGAGACCCACGCCCAGUUUAUGCAGUCCCCAGUCCUGCCUGCACCCUGCGGGAGCCGGCCUGUGACCACUAUCCCAGAGGGCAGGGCCAGUCCCACCUCUGGCCUCCUGGAGGGAAGGCAGAGCCCCCUCCCCAAGAAAACCCCUCUCCUGCCCCCCACAGACAGAGCGGCACGGGGAGAUUCAAGCCCAUGGUCAGGCCGCCCAGGACACUGCCGGGCCAGCUGGAGAGCCCCUCAUCAGAUGUUCCCAAGAAAACCUGCUGCCCUGGCCUUUGGGGAGGGCGUGGGGGUGCAGACCUCCCUGGAGCUCCGGGCCUUGGGCUCUGUCACCUUCUGCAGCUGCCGGCCAUCGGGCAGGACUCAGGUGAUGACGGCGGCGGCAUGGAGUUCCCGGAGCACGGCGGGCGGCUGCUGGGCCGCCUGAGACAGCAGCGCGAGCAGGGCUUCCUGUGUGACUGCACCGUGCUGGUGGGCGACGCGCGCUUCCCGGCCCACCGCGCCGUGCUGGCCGCGUGCAGCGUGUACUUCCAUCUCUUCUACAGGGACCGGCCCGCGGGCGGCCGCGACGCGGUGCGGCUCAGCGGCGACAUCGUCACGGCGCCCGCCUUCGGCCGCCUGCUGGACUUCAUGUACGGGGGCCGCCUCGACCUGCGCAGCGUGCCUGUGGAGGACGUCCUGGCCGCAGCCAGCCACCUGCACAUGUACGACAUCGUCAAGGUCUGCAAGGGCAGGCUCCGGGAGAAGCAGCAGGCGCUGCCCCGGGAGAACCCAGCCCCUCCGGGAAAACCGGGGCCUCCUGGCGCGCCCCUGUGCCCCCUGCCUGCCUGGACCCCUGAGCUCUGCCCUGCCGCUCAGAAGGCCAGGCUCCCCGGGACUGGGGUCAAGGCUGCCCUCCCUCCACGAGCACUGGUACCUCCCCCCUGGCAGCCCCCAGGGGAGUCAGACCGGGCCCUGGACCUGUCGUUGAAGCCUCGCCCAAGGCAGGAGCCAGUGCACCCACUCUGCACCCUCCAGGCAGCCCCCCACAGCCAGGUGCAGCAAGGGACCCCAGCACCAGUGAAAGAUGAGCAGGACUCGCUGUCGGGACAGGAGGGCAGUGGCCCUCAGAGCCCACACAGCACCCUGCAGCCAGCCUGUGCUCCUGCAUCCAAGGGCCAGACAGUGGGCUUGGAGCCUCUGCCACUCAGUGGGUUGGGCAGCAGGGAGCUGGAGCCGGAUGCAGAGCAGGGGGCGCGGGGGGACGAGCGGGGUCCCAGCGGGCAUCUCUGUGUCUGCCCACUGUGCAGCAAGCUGUUCCCCAGCGCCCACAUGCUGCAGCUGCAUCUCAGCGCCCACUUCCGCGAGCGGGAUGGCUCCCGGGCUAGGCUCUCGCCCGACGGCACUGUGCCCACCUGCCUGCUCUGCGGGAAGACCUUCUCCUGCACAUACACGCUGAAGAGGCAUGAGCGCACGCACUCCGGCGAGAAGCCCUACACGUGUGUGCAGUGCGGCAAGGGUUUCCAGUACUCCCACAACCUGAGCCGCCACGCCGUGGUGCACACUCGCGAGAAGCCUCACGCUUGCCGCUGGUGUGAGCGCCGCUUCACACAGUCUGGGGACCUCUACCGCCACGUCCGCAAAUUCCACUGUGGCCUGGUCAGGUCCCUGCUCGUGUGACACAUCUCUGGGGGUCGUGGGGGUGGAGGAGAGGGCAGACUUCCCAGGGGGACCCUGGGACGAAGCGUAAAGGACGGAGAGUUCGGCCGGCAGAUGCCCCUGAGCCUGGACUCGGGCCAGCAGAAAGUACACCGCUGCCCCCGGAACGCCACCUCGUGCUCCCCCGCAGGUGACUGGCCAGCCUUCUCCAGGCCUCGCCCCCUCCCCAGCCCUUGGACUCACUCCUGCGUGCUCUGACCCAGAUGCUCUUCCCCUCUGUCCUCUGCAGCCAGUUCCAAGGGGGUUGGAGGGGCCCUGAGCUCUGGCAUGAGGAGGCGCAUUUGUCCUCCUGGGAGCUUCCCUGGCCACCUCUCUGGCAUGCUCUGGUGUGCCCCCAUGAGCCCCAUGCCAUGCUCGCUGAAGGAUGUACACAUCACAGAAGUUCUUGGAGUGGGUCCCCAACAGGGUGCUUGAACAGAACAGGCCACUCCUGGUGGGUGGCAGCAGGAGCCCUUUCUGAGGAGGCCCCAGGUGCAGUGCAUGCCAGCAGGGACAGGGCCAUCAGGGCACAGCUGGCAGUGUAGGGGGUGCAGGUCCCAGUGGGGACCCCAGGGUGGCAGGAGCAGAACCAGCCAGAAGCUAAGUGGCUCUGGAGUUGUGGGCACUGGGGUGGGAGGUAAGGCCUCUAGAGCUUGUAGUCCUGAUCGUGCUGUGGCUUUGGGCAGAGAAAGUCGGAUUUUGGAAAGGAUUCUCUUUAGAUACAAGAAGAGCCUCCCGAGGUUGCCAGAUGUCUGCCCAUGUGCAAUGAGCUGUGCCACUUCCCUGCCUGAACACAAAGGCACGGGGUGCCUCCAAGCAUCCCCAGGGUAGUGCCGAGGGGCCUGGAAGUGCAGCUACCUGUCCUGAGUAUUAUAGGCUGCUGCUGGGCCACGGUGGGCUUGACCCUGAGGUCGCUCAUUCACCUACUCCAGGUCCCCCUGGGCGUACUGGUCAUUUCCAGAGCCCUCGGCUCGGAGCCACAGGCCGCUCUGUCUACCAAGAGCCCUGUUUGCAGGGUUUUGCCUCCCUGCAGUGGGGUACUGGUGAACGUGGCCAUUACACACGGAGGGGGUGGGGGGAAGGUGGGUGGCAGUGGGCCAACACAGGCCCCACCCCUAUCCACAGCCAGGGGACUGACGCUCUGAGAUCGAAGGACCUCUGCGUGCAGCUGGUCAGGGGUGCCCUGCCUUGCCUGCAAAUCUAGCUGCCAGACCUUUAGUGGCUGUGGCAAGGAGGGGGACAGAGGGGGGCCGCCCCUGCUUCUGGGUGUCCAGCAGGUGGCACAGCCUCCUGGAAUCCUUUCCUCAGACCACAUCGUGGGCUGUUUCUGCUGUGGCUGGAGUCAGUGCUGAGGAUGGCACCUGGCUUCGUUUAAGUUAUUUUCUCUUCUCCUGACAACACUUGAUGUCAUAUUUAUUCAUCUGCCUGGUCUGGAGUGCAGUGACUGUCGGCCUUCACAGCAGGUGGACAGACGGGCUCAUCUCCCUGUGCCCUCAGCUCUCCUAGCACGUGGGCAGCCUGCAUGAUGGUCCAGCCCUGGGGCUCAAGCUCAGCAGCCCUGGACAGCUGUGGACCAGAGGGCACUGGGCAAAGGAGACCCCCGCUUCUGACUCUUAUGUCUCUGGCCCUCCAACCCCCGAAGGGCUCAUGGGACAUGUCUUUUGGCAUGUACUCCAUGAUCAGGUUUCCUCGUGUGUGUGUGUGUGUGUGUGUGUGUGUGCACGUGCACACGCGAGCGUGCAUGCGCGCAUUUGUGCACAACCCCAGCAAAUGGCAGGGCUGAGCCGUGCCAGCAUCCGUGGCAGCUGUGCCACUGGCCCCAGCAGGCAGUGGGGAGGUGUGGCAGUGGCCCUGGUUUUCCCCAGGGGCUUCCAUGGGGGAAGAAAUUUACUUUCCUGCCCUGAGUUACCAACACUGGAUUCAUUGUUUUCAGCACUUACUGUGAAGUUAAUGUAAAGCGGAGAGGUCAGUCUUUAAUUUGAUGCCCUACAUGAUUCAGAUGAAAUAUAUACAAAUGAGACACUAA